GGGACACCAUCAACCAGCGAAUCCAGCAGCUAGAGGCGGAAAUGGGCAUCCGAGAGAUGGAGAUCUCGGGCCACAAGGUCAUCAUCCACGAGCGCGACGACUCCAGCGACCCCUCCACCGGCCGCGCCCUCACCGGCUCCUGGCUCUGGGACGCCGCCAUCCACCUCGCCGAGUGGAUGGCCGCCGACGGAGGCCCCCACCUUGCCGGCGCCACCGUCCUCGAGCUCGGCGCCGGGACGGGCCUCCCGGGCCUCCUCGCCGCCGCCAUGGGCGCGGCCCGCGUGGUGCUCACCGACGUCGCCCAGCUCCUCCCGGGCCUCCGAGCCAGCGCGGAGGCCAACGGGUUGGGGAGCCGCGUGGAGGUGCGCGAGCUGCGGUGGGGCUCGGGCGAGCAAGCGGUGGCGGAGGCCGACGUGGUGCUGAUGUCGGACGUGUUCUACGACCCGGAGGAGAUGGGAGGGCUGGCCAGCGCGAUGAGGGCGGCGUGGGGGGAGAGCACGACGGGGUGGGCGGCGAGCGAGGUGAGGCCCGGCGUCGGGGAGUGCUUGGAGGCGCUGAGGCGGGAGGGGUUCGAGGUGGUGGAGGUGGAAGAGAGGGUGCGGCCGUUGUUGCGGGCGGAGGGAGAGACUUCGGUGUUCGCCGUGUAUCGCGUCAGGCGCGCCUAAGCAAACAAAGCAUGGGGAAUCGCGUUCCUCCACAUAAAUUCCUCCUCCAUUUUGCAUUGCAAAUUAAGAGAAAAUUAGCUACUUUGCGUCGUAAUCAAAGAAAAAUCAAACUACUAUUUUUAACCACAAGACCAUAAAAUCAACUAACUUAUGCUGGUAAUAAAUAUAUCGAAUUAUGUUUUUUGAUGAAACGAUGAAGAUGGUAAUAUAUCAUUAAUCCAUUAGUUUCCCAUGAAGUUUCUUAGAGAAUUACAUGAGAUUUCUGAAGGCAAACUUGAAAGCUCCACCCAAAGCCCUCACAUGACAUACUUAUUAUAGACCUUAAUUAUAGAUUUAACUAUAGUCAAGUAUAAUCUAAACACUUGUUAAGCAAAAGACAAACAAGCAAAGUUGAGGUACGAAUCUCUCACCAAACCUCCUUUGCUCUUUUUUUUUAUGUUGUGUGUCUGUAUCUGUGUAAUAUAAUAAUAAUGCCUUUUAUACCUGCCGACAUAUUUAUUCUAUGCGGUAUCUAAUUUUGUCCCAUUGAUGAAAACACAGCUAUUUAUUUGUCUGUAUUUUUGGGUGAUUAUUUGAUAUUAUUGUUUGAAAACAUUUUAUAGUGUGUGUGAUAUGAGAUCAUGAGAAAUAUCGAGAAUAGUGAUAUAGUCGGGUUCAUGCCGUUUGGGCGUGUCACCAAAUCCAGAAUGCCAGAAGACACCCACCAGCUGAGAUAUCUCUAUUUGCUUUGUUGGGAU
Musa acuminata AAA Group (dessert banana) is the source of this 1402-nucleotide messenger RNA. RefSeq lists its product as uncharacterized. The transcript has a single exon. The record is from RefSeq and is a predicted model, not a curated record. NCBI's taxonomy places the organism in Eukaryota, Viridiplantae, Streptophyta, Magnoliopsida, Zingiberales, Musaceae. Bases 42 to 665 code for a protein of 207 amino acids.